Messenger RNA from Cydia fagiglandana, 1427 nucleotides. RefSeq names its product cytosolic Fe-S cluster assembly factor Nubp1 homolog (gene Nubp1). The record is from RefSeq and is a predicted model, not a curated record. Gene Ontology annotation, molecular function: ATP binding; 4 iron, 4 sulfur cluster binding; ATP-dependent FeS chaperone activity. NCBI's taxonomy places the organism in Eukaryota, Metazoa, Arthropoda, Insecta, Lepidoptera, Tortricidae. Gene Ontology annotation, biological process: iron-sulfur cluster assembly. Gene Ontology annotation, cellular component: cytosol. The transcript has 9 exons. The coding region runs from base 109 to 1062 and encodes 317 amino acids.
UUCCACUGUUCUAACGCUGGUUCUAACACAUUACCGUUCAAUAAUUUUAUUAAUUGUAGCAAUAUAUCGAAACUAAGUCUGCGUCAAUGUUAUAAGACGAACAUUAUCAUGAGUGGCGUCCCGGAUAACGCGCCACAGCAUUGCCCCGGCACCGGCAGUGAGGAUGCCGGUAAAGUUUCGGCGUGCGCCGGAUGUCCCAACCAAAACAUCUGCGCAUCUGGUGCAGCGUCAGCGCCUGAUCCAGCUAUAGAAAUAAUCAAGGAGCGUCUCUCUAAAGUAAAAUACAAGAUCCUUAUCCUCUCCGGCAAGGGAGGGGUUGGGAAGAGCACAGUCACUUCCCUGCUUGGACAUGCUUUGGCUGCCAGAAACCCGGACAUUAAUGUGGGAAUUCUGGACGCGGACAUCUGCGGGCCGUCGCAGCCCCGCGUCCUCGGCGUGAGCGGCGAGCAGGUCCACAACUCGGGCUCCGGCUGGUCGCCUGUGUAUGUAACGGACAAUCUGUCUCUGAUGUCCAUCGGCUUCCUACUGGGUAGCCCCGACGACGCAGUGAUUUGGAGAGGACCAAAGAAGAAUGGUAUGAUCAAGCAGUUCCUCAGCGAGGUAGAUUGGGGAGAACUCGAUUACCUAUUAAUUGAUACACCUCCCGGUACAUCAGACGAGCACCUAUCCGCCGUGCAAUACCUGACCGGCGCGGGUUUGACCGGCGCCCUAGUAGUGACCACGCCGCAAGAAACCGCGCUUCUCGACGUGCGUAAAGAGCUGCAGUUUUGUAAGAAACUGAACGCGAGAGUGCUCGGUGUGGUGGAGAAUAUGUCGUUGUUCAUAUGUCCCAAUUGCAAGACACGCAGCGAGAUCUUUCCAGCGACAACCGGAGGCGCAGCACAAAUGUGCCUCGAGCAAGCAGUACCCCUACUGGGCGCUUUGCCGUUAGACCCCGUGCUGGCGCGCUGCUGCGACGACGGACGCGACUUCGUAGCUGAGCUGCCCGGCUCGCCGGCCGUCACCGCGCUAAUGGGCAUUGUUGACAAAAUUGUAGCCGCGUGCGAAAGUAGUUCUAGUUAAUAAGCGAUGCUUUAUUGUUAUACUUUAUAUAAUUUAUAUAAUUCUGUCUGCUAUAGUCCGUUUUUUUUAGCAUUAGAAAGAACUUCGCUUGUGUUUCUAAAUCUGGCACUUUUAGCGGUAACAAUUUGAAGUAAAUUAUAUGUAUUGACCAUGCUACAUUAGAUAAUUCAAUAAUUAUUAACAAUAAACGAGCCUGAUAAAAACUGCACGCUUGCUUCUGCGGAGUUCUUUCUAAUGCUAAAAAAAACGAACUAUAGUCCAGCUCACAAUGUAUUUCACUUUAAUAACUGAAGCUGAAGCUAAGGCACAAAAUAUGUGUGUUCAGAUCAUUAUGUAUUCGUUAUAAAUAAAUGUUAUUUUUUUUA